Lachancea sp. 'fantastica' is the source of this 591-nucleotide messenger RNA. The record is from the annotation of a GenBank genome assembly. Lineage: Eukaryota; Fungi; Ascomycota; Saccharomycetes; Saccharomycetales; Saccharomycetaceae.
AUGACUACCAUUCAACCCUUCGAGGCAACCGAUCUACUUCGAUUGAACAAUGUCAAUUUAGAUUCUUUGACAGAAAACUUCCCUUUGGAAUUCUACCUGGAAUACCUUAUAUUAUGGCCAGAGCUCUUCUUCGAAAGUCAAGAACUAACUAAGAGAGGAAAAGAUGGUCAAUGCGAGAUUUCAGGAUAUAUGAUGGCCAAAACAGAGGGGAAAGGUAACGACUGGCAUUCGCACAUUACUGCGGUUACAAUAGCACCAGAAUUUCGUCGUAUAUCUCUGGCAUCGGGUCUAUGCAAUACACUUGAAACUAUUACUGAUAAUCAACCACACAAUGUGAAUUUUAUCGACCUUUUUGUCAAGUGCAACAAUAAUUUGGCAAUCAGUCUUUAUGAAAAGUUGGGUUACUCUGUGUUUCGAAGAGUUGUGGGAUAUUACAACUCUUCUGGAGAUUUCUACCCGAAUGCACUAAAUAAGAUUCACGACGACAAGGAUGCGUUCGAUAUGCGUAAAGGAAUGCAGCGUGAUAAGGGACACAGCACGAGAAGUGAUGGUAGAAAACAUCGCUGCUAUCCGCACGAUGUUAGGUUUUGA